Geodia barretti is the source of this 222-nucleotide messenger RNA. The record is from the annotation of a GenBank genome assembly. Lineage: Eukaryota; Metazoa; Porifera; Demospongiae; Tetractinellida; Geodiidae.
AUGGCAGAAGCUAUUAUUUUCGACAAGAAGCGUCUGCUGCCCUGCUCUGCACAUCUCACCGGACAAUACGGUAUUGAUGACCUCUAUAUCGGCGUUCCGAUUAAACUCGGUGGAAACGGCGUAGAGGAAAUCAUUGAGAUCGAAUUAACCGAUGACGAACUCGGCUCCUUACAACAUUCCGCAGCAACCUAUCAAGAAGGCAUCGCGUUGCUGGGAUACUAA